UGCUCCUUUUCUCACCAUGUCCUCCUCCUCCGCCAAACAUACUAUCUUUUUCUUUCUCUUUUUCCUUCUUUUUCUCUCUCUGCCUCCCUCCGCCGCCCAACCUACCGACCGCAACGAUGGCCGUGACCCCUACGCUCGUUUCACCCCUUCCAUGGCCAUAAUCAUCUUUGUCUUGGUUGCUGCUUUGUUCUUUAUGGGUUUCUUCUCGAUUUAUAUUCAGAACUGUUCCGAAGCCAACGCAAGCGUCGUCCGACCUUUCAAUGGCGGAACUGGGCGUUCCCGUCGCGGGAUGCGUGGGCUUGAAGCGUCUGUGAUCGAGACUUUCCCCACCAUGGUUUACUCCGAAGUUAAGGUUCAUAAGAUCGGCAAAGGAGAUUUGGAGUGCGCGGUUUGUUUGAACGAGUUCGAAGACGACGAAACGCUCCGUUUGAUACCCAAAUGUGACCACGUUUUCCACCCUGAAUGUAUCGAUGCUUGGUUGGCUUCUCAUACCACGUGUCCCGUUUGUAGAGCUAAUCUCGCUCCUGAACCUGAUCACUCGGUGAGUCAACCCACCGACGUCGCCGAAGUGGACCUCGAGUCUCAAAACGACGGCGGUGACUCUGAUACGGAAGAAGAUAGGCGGAGAAAUCCUAAUAAUGUUGACUACGACGUGGAGGCCCCGGUGGUUCAAGUAAUGGGCUUGAACCGAACUUUAAACAGGAACCGUACGCGUGGUAGCCGAACGCGUAGGUUCUUUUUCCCACGAUCACACUCGACCGGACACUCUUUGGUCCAACCAUGCGAAAACACGGACAGAUUCACUUUGCGAUUACCUGUCGAUGUUCGAAAACAGUUAAUGAACCGGAAGUUGGGUCGAGCAACGAGCUUGGUGUUGCCCAGGGAAACAAGUUCACGACGAGGAUACCGAAUCGGAGAAGACGGUGCAAGUACUAGAGGAAAGUCUUUGAGAUGGCUUGACAAGUCGGACCGGUGGGUGUUUAGUACGGCACCACCGUUUAUUAGUAGAGCACCAUCCAUGAAAUCACCCAAGGUGGCGGCCGCUAAUGGCGAAGGGACCUCCGCCUCAAGUUUUACUGUUAGACCGGACGUUGACUCAAGCCGUCCUCCGGUUUAAUGUCCUACUUUAGUUUUUUAACAACUUGGACGUGGAUUAAUGCUAUAAUUAAUUUUCUACCUAAAAGCCACGACAUUGGUGUAGAUUCGAACA
Hibiscus syriacus is the source of this 1210-nucleotide messenger RNA. RefSeq names its product E3 ubiquitin-protein ligase ATL6-like. The record is from RefSeq and is a predicted model, not a curated record. Bases 17 to 1117 code for a protein of 366 amino acids. The transcript has a single exon. Lineage: Eukaryota; Viridiplantae; Streptophyta; Magnoliopsida; Malvales; Malvaceae.